Molecule: messenger RNA, 821 nt
Organism: Uranotaenia lowii
Lineage: Eukaryota; Metazoa; Arthropoda; Insecta; Diptera; Culicidae
Product: clavesin-1-like
Exons: 2
Coding region: 21-821 (266 amino acids)
Cellular component (GO): membrane
Molecular function (GO): phosphatidylinositol bisphosphate binding
Source: RefSeq, a predicted model, not a curated record
UUACCUGCUGGUACGGUGCGAUGAUUCCGGACCCGAUAAGUAUCGAAAAGUGCCCACCGGAAUACGAUUCGUUCCGGGAUGAAGAGUUAGAUGGCCAGCUGAGGGCCAAAGCCAAAGCGGAACUGCGCGAAGAUGCCGGAAGUCGGGAUGCGGCCUUAGCUCAGAUACGCGAGUUUAUUGCCAAACAUCCGCAGAUCGUGCGCUGUCGAACGGAUGUCAUGUUUUUGUUGCGAUUUCUGCGGAUGAGAAAGUUCAAUGUUGUGGAGGCGUGUAAUUUUUUGGAGCUUGGAUUGACGGCCAUCGCCAAGCAUCCGGAGUGCUUCCAAGUGCGGGACUCGGUUGAAGAAAUGAAUCGAUUCAUUAGGGCUGGGGUGAUUGUCCCAUUGGGAUACAACCGGGAUGAUCAGCUGGUGGUUCUCUAUCGGGUGGCCGCCGUUGAUACCAGCUGGAUGACCCCGGCGCAAAUUAUCAAGUAUGCCUACGUAACGGUUCAGGUGCUGGGCGAGGAUAAUCGAUUCCAAAUCGGUGGUGUGGAGUUGAUUUUUGAUAUCGGGGGAACCAGUAUGGCAUAUGUGGGGAUGUGGAAGCUGUCGGAUCUGAAUCUGCUGUUUGUGUCAGCUGACACGGCGUUGCCGGCAAGGAUCAAAAAAGUUCAUGUGGCUCCUAUGGUUCCCUUGGCAGUGAUGUUUAGCAAUCUUUGUAUGGGCAUCAUUAGUACCAAAAUGAGAGAACGAGUUGUUUGUUGGGAUAGGUCGGAUUUCGCCAAGGCUGUCGAAGAGUUUACACCAACCAAGGUAAAGGGAACCUGUGCUCAACAGUAA